Messenger RNA from Talaromyces rugulosus, 3837 nucleotides. RefSeq lists its product as uncharacterized. Bases 1 to 3837 code for a protein of 1278 amino acids. The record is from RefSeq and is a predicted model, not a curated record. Lineage: Eukaryota; Fungi; Ascomycota; Eurotiomycetes; Eurotiales; Trichocomaceae. The transcript is spliced from 9 exons. Gene Ontology annotation, biological process: protein retention in ER lumen; mRNA splicing, via spliceosome. Gene Ontology annotation, cellular component: U2 snRNP; catalytic step 2 spliceosome; precatalytic spliceosome. Gene Ontology annotation, molecular function: ER lumen protein retrieval receptor activity.
AUGCCAGCAGCAGCCGCCAAACCGAGUAAAAAUCAGCUUCGAAGGGCUCGGAAAAAGGCUAAGAAAGAUGUCUCAACUGCAGACUCUGAAAAUGUUCCCAGCUCAAAUGAAAUUGACAGCAAGACGGCAGACGAUGUCUCAAAGACAAAAACCCUCGAUGGCGAUAGUUCAUUUGGAACUGAUAUAAACAUGGACGACCCCUUAUGGGGAAUGUUCAAAGAUAUCGCGGGCCGAUUCGAAGGAGGGGACAGCGAAGAAGCAAAAGCAGAGGUGGAAAAGCCUCAGAUCUACUUUGACGACGACAACGAGAUUCCAGACGAAGAAGAAAACGAGCCGAAGAUGUCCAAGAAGAAGAGGAAGGAAAUGACCAAGCUUUCCGUUGCUGAGCUGAAAGCGCUCGUUCAGAAACCAGAUUUGGUUGAGUGGACAGAUACUUCGGCUCCUGACCCUCGGUUACUGGUUCAUAUCAAAGCGCACAGGAAUGUCGUGCCCGUCCCAACACACUGGUCACUGAAGCGAGAAUAUCUUUCGUCCAAACGAGGUAUUGAAAAGGCGGCCUUUUCACUCCCAAAGUUUAUCCAGGAGACUGGCAUAGCCGAGAUGCGUGAUGCGGCACAGGAAAAGCAAGAACAAUCGAGCCUAAAGCAAAAACAACGAGAGCGCGUCGCGCCGAAAAUGGGGCGACUAGAUAUCGACUAUCAAAAGCUUUACGAAGCCUUUUUCCGCUUUCAAACCAAGCCCGAGUUGACGCGAUAUGGGGAGGUUUACUACGAAGGCAAAGAAUACGAAACGAACCUUCGUCAUCUACGGCCAGGUGAGCUUAGCGAUGAGUUGAAAGAAGCUCUCAAUAUCCCACCUGGAGCUCCCCCGCCUUGGUUGAUCAACCAGCAACGCUAUGGACCGCCUCCUUCUUAUCCAGCACUAAAAAUUCCUGGUUUGAAUGCGCCGCCGCCGGCGGGAGCCAUGUGGGGAUACCACCCUGGUGGUUAUGGAAAGCCUCCUGUCGAUGAGCACAAUCGGCCAUUGUAUGGAGGCGAUAUCUUUGGUGUUCUCCAGACUCAGCAAAGUGCCCAACAAGGCGAACCCGUCGAAAAGGACCUGUGGGGCGAACUGCAGCCGCCAGAGGAGGAAAGCGAGGAAGAAAGCGAAGAGGAAGAAGAAGAUGACGAGGAGGCCGAGGAUGAAGAAAUGGGCGAAGGGCUACAGACACCAAGUGGCCUGGAGACUCCAAGCGGAUUUGUAUCUGCUGUGCCGUCAGAAAUCGGGGCUGCUGAAAGUGUUAGCGGGGAGUUCGAUGUCCGAAAACACCACAGAGGAACGGAAACAGAGGACUCCAUACAACCAAAGGCGGCAUACCGUGUCAUUCCAGAGCAAAAAUCCCGUGUGCAGGGCUUCUUUGGUGGCGAUAGAAAAUAUGACCUUAAAGCACCAGACCCAUCGAUCCCAGUUCUGGGCGCGGAAGACCACAGUCGCAAAAGGAAAGGACAGGGCGAUGUGGAUGUGUCGAUGGACCCGGAAAUGCUGCAGAGCAGCGAUGGCAUCAACAAGGAGCAUUUGCAGGGCUUGUAUAAUGAAGAGCGACAGCAAGAACAUUCACAAUGGAACUUCCAGGAGGAUCUCAGCGAUAUGAUUGCGAGCGAGAGCCGGAAGAGGCUCCGCAACCAAGAGGAAAAGCUUUGCUGCAGUAUGAGAUACGACGAGCGGUGGGGUGGUGGCGAGAGUUACAGACCAGCUGGGAGAAUUUCUCGGUCGCGCUCUCGCAGCCGAAUGCGACGCCCUCGCUCUCGCUCACGCUCUCGAAACCGAUCGCCUCGUCUGACUGCUGAUACAUGGGUGCCACAAGGCGGCGGGCGGCAUUUAGGGAGAUACCGCAGCCGAUCGCCGCCAGGGAACAACCUGCGUCGUUCUCGCAGUCCUCCGUAUCGCCAGCGCCAGCGCAUUUUGUCCCCGCCGCGAAAUGGGCGCCCUAGAUCGCCUUAUGGUCCGUCCUGGCGCUCUCGGUCGCCGUAUUCGAAAAAACUGCCUUCUGAUUACCAGCCCUCGCGGUUUGCUGGUGACUCUUCGCGACCCCCAUACCCCCCCAGGUCACCAAGGCGAGAUCAACCUCCCUCGCCACCUGGUAGAUACCGCGACUACCCAUCCCCUUCGCGACCCGCUUCUAUUAGAGAGCGGCCGCCAUAUGGCCGUCCUGUCGGUCGCUCAAAGAGUCCUUAUUAUCGCAAUGAGCAAUACCCUCGAAAUGACUCGAACCCACGGAGAAGGACGCGAUCUCCUGUCAAACCGGGCUUAUCCGACCACCCUUCUUCACAUAAUUCCGCAUCGACUUCACGAAGAUCAUCGCCUCCUACAAAUUUCGAUCGACCUAGCGUGACCCCUUCGCGGCCGAGAAGUCGGUCACCGGUAGAUCUAGCUUCUAGGGCCAAAGCCAAGUCCGUUGAAAGGGCUCCGGUACCUUCUAGCGCGGUCGGAUCGUCUUCACAUUUAAGUUAUGAUAAUGCGAGGAACUCGCCUCUGAAUAGCGCUCAGGAGCGGGCUAUCCCAGAGAGGUCGGAUAAGCCUGUGGCUGACCGUCCUGGGUUAUCGCCUCGUGUUAGUGUUUCUUCAGAAAAGAACGACCACCCGAAGGGACCAGGCUUGUCUGAUCCACGGGGCUCACAGCAGGAGACUGGGCAGUCUACUCAGAAUCGGGCUUCCAGUAUAUCCUUACUAUCUGCUCCAACAAGACCCAAAGGAGCUUCCAAUUUUCACCCCCGUGAUCACCCCCGUGAACCCACAUGGGCGGGACGGCGUGCUCCUCCCCCUCCCCUACAACAGACACCGCCGACUGGGCCUCGGAACCGAUACGUACAAGCCCCGCCAGUUAAUGAUUUACAACGUGGACCAUCCUAUCGACCCAGCAAUGGCCUCUCGGCCCCGCAUCACCAACGCAGCCCAAGACCCAACUACCUUGCGACACUACCCACCGUGGUGGCUGGCGGGAGGCUGUUACCACCGGCAUUCGAUGCCUUGAUUGAGAAGCGGCUGUCGCAGCUUGAGUCGGACGAAGAUAAACUGAUCGACCAAGUACUGGAGAAACAGCGGUCGAAGCGAGUGGGUUUGAAGGACUGGGAUCGGCUGGAACGAGAAAGUGCUUUGAAUGCGCUGAAAAGCGAGCUGGCAGAGAUGCAUCUGCAGCGGAUGACGGAGGGCGAGGGGAUGAAUAUCUUCAGGCUUCUUGCUGAUUUCUCGCACCUGGUGUCCAUCUUGGUGCUGUUGCAGAAGAUGAAAUCGUCAAAUAGCUGUGCUGGACUUUCGUUCAAAUCGCAGGUCCUGUACUUGGCUGUUUUCGUCACGCGUUACCUGGACCUCUUCUGGACUUUCACAGACUCGCUAUAUAAUACUGUUUUCAAGAUCCUCUUCCUCGGUUCCUCCGCGUACACGAUUUACCUGAUGCUCAACGACUACAAGCCGACCCACGACCCAAACACGGAUACAUUUAAAGUGCAAUACCUUGUUGGUUUCAGUACUUUGCUGGCCGUGCUCUUUCCGCAGAACUAUAGUGUUUCCGAGAUUCUGUGGACGUUUUCCAUCUGGCUCGAGUCUGUCGCAAUUCUCCCUCAGCUGUUCAUGCUGCAGCGUACCGGCGAGGCAGAUACCAUCACCACGCAUUACCUCUUCGCGCUAGGUCUUUACAGAGCACUCUACAUUCCAAACUGGAUCUACCGCUACUUUGCCGAGAACCAUUUCCAUGCUAUCCCCGUUCUUGCUGGAAUCAUUCAGACUAUUCUUUACUCGGACUUUUUCUACAUCUACUACACAAAGGUUAUGAAGGGGAAGAAGUUCUCUCUACCAGUUUAA